This is a messenger RNA of Arvicola amphibius (Eurasian water vole), 1029 nucleotides long. RefSeq names its product zinc finger protein 382-like. Gene Ontology annotation, biological process: negative regulation of transcription by RNA polymerase II. Gene Ontology annotation, molecular function: DNA-binding transcription repressor activity, RNA polymerase II-specific. The transcript is spliced from 2 exons. The record is from RefSeq and is a predicted model, not a curated record. Lineage: Eukaryota; Metazoa; Chordata; Mammalia; Rodentia; Cricetidae.
ACUGGGGAAGGGAGAAGAGGCCUGAACCUGGAACAGGACCUGGAUCAAAUGGUAAGGGGAGCCAUGUAGUCCUCUUGGAAACCAGUCAUGAUUCCUUUGCCAGGUGGUGGUGCUGUGACCAUCAAGACAGAAGCACAGUCUGAGGACGAAUCUGAGCAGCAGCUUCUGGAGUCCCUGAGCCAGUCCAUGUAUAGAGCCCACAAAAGGCCCAGGACUAGAGGCCCCAGACGGCAUCAUGCCCAGGGAGUGCCUAGGGUACUGAUUAGGAAACCCCAGGCCGCAGAGGCUAGGGAGGAGCCACCCCAUAUCCUUCCUCGACAACGACAACGGGAGCGGGCAUUCUCAUGCCCUGACUGUGGGGAGAGCUUCCGCUUGAAGAUUAAUCUGACAAUCCAUCAGCGGACCCAUGUAGAAGCGGAGGAACACAGGGAGGUUUGGAGUGAUCUGCCUGUUGGGUCAGGGGAAAGCCACUCCACACUGGAACCAGGGGAGGUGGUGGUGCCUGGUCCUGUCAUCAGCUGGCUACCUAAGGAGCCCACAAGCCACCGUUCCCUGGCAGGCAGUGCUUUCAUGGGACAAAGGUCAACAGCUAAGGUUUACCACUGUAGUGAAUGCCUGCUCUCCUUCCAGCGACGGAAGACCCUGAUACUGCACCAGCAUCAGCACACAGGCAACAAGCAGGGCUGGCCUGCCUGUCCCUACUGUGGCAAGGCCUUCCGCCGGCCCUCGGACCUCUUUCGUCACCAGCGUAUCCACACUGGCGAACGUCCCUAUCAGUGCCCUGAGUGUGGCCGGGCCUUCAACAGGAACCACCACCUGACUGUUCACAUGCAGACCCACUCAUGAGGGUGGGAGGACCUGCUUAGUGUAGACCUGUUUUGGGGGCUUGGCUGCUGUUCUGAAGCAGAGGCUCAGGUGUGGCAGUUGCAUCCUUUACUACUUUUUCUAGGAGUUGUGAGGGAAAUGGAAGCUAGGAAUGGGUCACUCCUCUCAGGUCUCAGGGUUGGUAGUGUGUUUGACCCUUUGUGA